Molecule: messenger RNA, 765 nt
Organism: Drosophila willistoni
Lineage: Eukaryota; Metazoa; Arthropoda; Insecta; Diptera; Drosophilidae
Exons: 1
Coding region: 209-535 (108 amino acids)
Source: RefSeq, a predicted model, not a curated record
CGAGAAAGUUGUCAGUGCCAGAGAAUCGCGUAAUUUCAAUUUCAAUUCGUUUCAAUAAUACACAAAUGUGCCAUGCUACAACACAAAAACAACAACAGCAAACUACACGAGAGUAGUCAUCAUACAGAGCAACAGCAACCACAACUAAUGAUCGAGGAAAAUAAAUAUCAAUUAUUCCUAUAAUUCCAAACAAAACUUGACCAGAAAAAUGUUAUUUGGGCCCGUGGUAAUUUGUCAAGUAGAGAAAUUACUUUGCUUGCCCAUCAGCUGUGCCGUAUUUGCCUUUCUCUUCAUGGCCUGCGCAUUGGAAGUUGUUCUACUGAGGCUAACCAUCAGUGAUGAUCUCUUUCGACCGCAAUUGGAUGAAGAUGGCCAACCAAUUGGCUUUGGCAUGACCGGCAAUGUCGACGAUGAUGCCGAUGGCGAGGAUAAUAUUUACUAUGAAAAUGUAACAAAUAAUUAUGAAUAUUGGGCGAGAAGACGGAGAAGAUUUCAUCAGAGGCAGCAGCAGCAGCAACAACAACAACAGCAAUAACAAAUUCAUUAAGAGACAGCUGAAAUUUAAUUAUGGUUGAAACAAUUGUUAUGUGUGUGUGUGCGUGUGUGCAUAGAAAGUGCAAAAAGCUUACAUAUUCUGUUUUUGUUUGUUUGUUUUGUAAAAUUAAUUUAAAAGCAAUUCAUAAUAACAAUUGAUAUUUUGGGCACGUUUUAAACAGUCGGACAGAUAUAUACAUAUAUAUGUGUGUAUUAAUUUAUGUGUGUGAA